AAGGUUAAGGCCACGUCGUCGUCUCCCUCCUCCCCAUCAUCCCCUUCGUCGCCUCUGCUCCAACCGCUCUUCGAUUUGAUCACCGAUCUGCGAUUUGGGCCGAUUAGGGUUUACGACCGAGAGCUAGGGUUUCGCGCGAGAUGGCGCAGGCGGUGGAGGAGUGGUACCGGCAGAUGCCCAUCAUCACGCGCUCCUACCUCACCGCCGCCGUCGUCACCACCGUCGGCUGCACCCUCGAGAUCAUUUCGCCGUAUCACCUGUACCUCAACCCGAAGCUGGUGGUGCAGCACUACGAGAUCUGGCGCCUCGUCACCAACUUCCUCUACUUCCGCAAGAUGGAUUUGGAUUUUCUGUUCCACAUGUUUUUUCUGGCGCGGUACUGCAAGCUUCUUGAGGAGAACUCAUUCAGAGGAAGAACUGCCGACUUUUUCUACAUGCUCUUGUUUGGUGCUACUGUCCUAACUGGCAUUGUUCUAAUUGGAGGGAUGAUACCUUACAUUUCUGAGACAUUUGCCAGAAUUCUGUUCUUGAGCAAUUCAUUGACAUUUAUGAUGGUUUAUGUCUGGAGCAAGCACAAUCCCUUCAUCCAUAUGAGCUUUCUGGGCUUGUUCACCUUUACUGCUGCUUACUUACCUUGGGUUCUUUUGGGGUUCUCUAUUCUUGUUGGAAGCAGCACAUGGGUUGAUCUUUUGGGUAUGAUUGCUGGACAUGUGUACUACUUUCUGGAAGAUGUGUACCCACGGAUGACUGGCCGUCGUCCCCUCAAGACUCCGUCGUUCAUCAAGGUGCUAUUUGCCGAUGACAAUGUUGUGGUGGCACAGCCAGCCAAUGCCGGGAUUGGCGCGGGUGCAAGGUUUGGUCCAGACCCCCCGGUCCAAUGAUCAAUUGCUAUCCGUGAGCUGCGACAGUUUCUUUAUCUGCUCAAAUUGCGGGAUUGUACAAGCCAAUGUUCUUGUGUAUUUAUACAGGCUAGAUCGAUCAGAGUUAUUGUGCAUAACAAAAUAUUAGUACUAGUAUCUGAGGCAACUAAGUUUCUCACCCCUCGGCAAGGUCAAAGGAAAUGAUUUAUGAUUGUUCACUACUUGGCAGGGUCAAAGGAAGUGAGAGACCUAUUAAUUUUAUGUUCUACUUUGAAGCA
Molecule: messenger RNA, 1138 nt
Organism: Phragmites australis (common reed)
Lineage: Eukaryota; Viridiplantae; Streptophyta; Magnoliopsida; Poales; Poaceae
Product: derlin-2.2-like
Exons: 6
Coding region: 141-881 (246 amino acids)
Biological process (GO): endoplasmic reticulum unfolded protein response
Cellular component (GO): endoplasmic reticulum membrane; Hrd1p ubiquitin ligase ERAD-L complex
Molecular function (GO): ubiquitin-specific protease binding; misfolded protein binding
Source: RefSeq, a predicted model, not a curated record